This is a messenger RNA of Rotaria sp. Silwood2, 507 nucleotides long. NCBI's taxonomy places the organism in Eukaryota, Metazoa, Rotifera, Eurotatoria, Philodinida, Philodinidae. The record is from the annotation of a GenBank genome assembly.
AUGAAUCUCGAAUAUACAAUAACAGAAACUAUUCAUCGCAGUUGUUCGGGACAACCUAUCAAAAUUGAUUUUCAAUUUGAUCAAUCUACUAUGAUGACUUCAGCACCAACUUCGUCUGGUAUAACACGACAAAACAAAGAAAAAUACUCUCGUUCCUAUGAAUGGAGUAUAACGCGUGAUCAAUAUCAAUCGUUGAUUACUAAACUUCGGCGGCCAAUAACAUUCGAUGAGUUUGUCGAUUCUCUACGUCCAAUAAUUAUGGGUUACUACAGAAAUGAAGAACUCGAACGUGCAUUUACCAUUUUGGAUCGGGAUAAAUCGGGAACAAUAGAUAUUAGAGAAUUUAGUGCCAUCUUACCGAUUCUCAAUGAAUCGAUCACUGUCAAUGAUCUCCGUGAAUAUAUAAAAAAAGUUGACGAAAACUGUGAUGGCGAAUUAAACUAUGACGAGUUUCGAGCGUUGGUACUACGCGGCAUUGGUCGAGACAUCAUUUGUCAUUAUAUUUGA